AGAGAAUUUAGCAUUGGUGGCCUUAUUUGUUGAGUAGAUGCAUUCCUCUGCCCUCCUCGACGCCCACUAAAAAUCUUGCUAUAUAAAAAGGCAACUCUUGCCCCGAAAUCUUCAGUCGUCUUCUGGCCGUGGUUGAAGGACCUUACGUGAAGCCUGACUCAUUUCCUAAACAUCCAACAUGUGUGACGAAGAGGAAGCGGCGGCUCUCGUCUGCGACAACGGCUCUGGCCUGGUUAAGGCAGGUUUCGCCGGGGAUGACGCCCCCCGCGCCGUCUUCCCCUCCAUCGUCGGCCGCACCAGACACCCGGGAGUCAUGGUCGGCAUGGGGCAGAAGGACGCCUACGUCGGAGAUGAGGCCCAGAGCAAGAGAGGUAUCCUCACCCUCAAGUACCCCAUCGAGCAUGGCAUCGUCACCAACUGGGAUGACAUGGAGAAGGUCUGGCAUCACACCUUCUACAAUGAACUCCGUGUUGCCCCUGAGGAAUCCCCAACAAUGCUCACUGAGGCUCCCCUUAACCCCAAGGCCAACAGAGAGAAGAUGACUCAGAUUAUGUUUGAGACCUUCAACAUGCCCGCCAUGUACGUCUGCAUCCAAGCUGUCCUGUCCCUCUACGCCUCCGGUCGUACCACUGGUCUGGUUUGCGACUCAGGAGACGGCGUAACCCACAUGGUCCCUGUGUACGAAGGAUUCGCCCUUCCCCACGCCAUCCUUCGCCUUGAUUUGGCCGGACGCGAUCUGACCGCCUACAUGAUGAAGAUCAUGACUGAGAGAGGCUACUCCUUCACCACAACAGCCGAGCGCGAGAUCGUCCGUGACAUCAAGGAGAAGCUCUGCUACAUCGCCCUCGACUUCGAGAGUGAGAUGAAUAUGGCCGCAGCUUCUGCAGCUGUUGAGAAGUCAUACGAGCUUCCCGACGGUCAGGUCAUCACCAUUGGCAACGAGCGCUUCCGUUGUCCAGAGUCUCUCUUCCAGCCAUCUUUCUUGGGCAUGGAAUCAGCUGGCGUCCACGAGACUGUCCACACCUCCAUUAUGAAGUGCGACAUCGACAUCAGAAAAGAUUUGUUCGCGAACGUUGUUAUGUCUGGAGGUACCACCAUGUACCCGGGCAUUGCUGACAGGAUGCAGAAGGAGAUCACUUCCUUGGCACCUUCGACCAUCAAGAUCAAGAUCAUCGCUCCCCCAGAGAGGAAGUACUCUGUUUGGAUCGGCGGCUCUAUUUUAGGAUCACUUUCUACUUUCCAGAAUUUGUGGAUCACCAGGGACGAGUACGAAGAGUCCGGUCCUGGAAUCGUCCACCGAAAAUGCUUCUAAAUGCUAUUGAUUUUAUUUUAUUUAUUUAUUUAUCUAUUUAUUUAUUUACUUUUUUGUUUCUUCGUUCGUUUAUUUGUUUAGAAAAUUAACGACUAUGUCAACGUUAUUGUUAGCUAGAAAAUACAAGUAUCGAUAAGGUAAAAAUAUAUUUACAAGAAAUAAUUCUAUUGUUUCAUGCAAUCAAUAUUAGUAGUAUUUAUUUAUUUUAAGUUCUAGAAACUACAAAAUGAAAAUUAAAGAAUAUUUCUGACUAGCAAAGCUUUUCUUUCUGUGCCAGGUAAACUAAAUGCAUAGAUGAUCUCAAAGAAUAUUGAAUGAAAAAGCGUGUUGUUAAAAAAACAGUUUUUUAA
Messenger RNA from Macrobrachium nipponense, 1662 nucleotides. RefSeq names its product actin-like. Lineage: Eukaryota; Metazoa; Arthropoda; Malacostraca; Decapoda; Palaemonidae. The coding region runs from base 179 to 1312 and encodes 377 amino acids. The transcript has 2 exons. The record is from RefSeq and is a predicted model, not a curated record.